Molecule: messenger RNA, 918 nt
Organism: Olea europaea var. sylvestris
Lineage: Eukaryota; Viridiplantae; Streptophyta; Magnoliopsida; Lamiales; Oleaceae
Product: SKP1-like protein 1A
Exons: 2
Coding region: 234-710 (158 amino acids)
Biological process (GO): SCF-dependent proteasomal ubiquitin-dependent protein catabolic process
Cellular component (GO): cytoplasm; nucleus
Molecular function (GO): cullin family protein binding
Source: RefSeq, a predicted model, not a curated record
AAUUAUAGUCACUGACUAUGGAUCCAAACCGCCGCAUCCAAAAUUUCCAAAUUGUUUCCAACUUUCCACGAUAAAUCCCAGCCGUUGCUUUCAAUAUUUUCCUUUUUCCAUAUUCUCCUCUCUCUCUAUAAAUAUUGCGCCGCACCCUGCAAAUCUCAACUCAUCUCUGUUUAUCGCUUUCGUUUUGCGUCUAAUAAGCCUUACCAAACACGUCAACAACUCAAAGCGAAACGAUGUCGAACGAGGGUAAGAAGAUUACGCUGAAAAGCUCUGACGGCGAGGUUUUCGAGGUGGAGGAGUUGGUGGCGCUGGAGUCUCUGACCAUCAGACAUAUGAUCGAGGACGACUGCGCCGAUAGCGCCAUCCCAGUUCCCAAUGUUACCGGAAAGAUCCUGUCCAUGAUCAUUGUAUACUGUAAGAAGCAUGCUGAAGCCGCUGCCGCCAAUGCCAACGACGUGGUCGCAGAGAACGACCUCAAGGCUUUCGACUCCGAAUUUGUCAAAGUCGAUCAGGCCAUACUCUUCGACCUUAUUAUGGCUGCAAACUAUCUGAAUAUCAAGAGUCUUCUGGAUCUUACUUGCCAAACUGUUGCAGACAUGAUUAAGGGAAAAACGCCAGAGGAGAUCCGCAAGUUAUUCAACAUAAUAAAUGACUUCACUCCGGAAGAAGAAGAGGAGAUCCGAAGAGAGAACCAAUGGGCUUUUGAGUAGAAUUAUUUCAAUAUUUUCCUUUUUUUUAGAAGUUGUUACUAUGUCAGUAUUAAAUUUCACAUCCCUUUGCAGAAACUGAAAUUUUUUAGUCGAAUAUAGACUCUUAUAUUUUGUGCCUAUUUUAUUCUAUAUUUCGGAUAUUAAAAGGAGAAUGAGAAAGCAAGGAGACUUUGUAACAUUAUAAAUUGAAAUGCGAUGGUUGAAACAA